AUCUGUCGGAGCAUACGGACGUCCCCUUCCGCCUGCCCUGGGGUUCGACCUCGCUUAGUCAUCAGUUAGUAAGCAGUUUAUCUUAGGUAGUUGGCCGUACCGGCCACCCAAUAGGACAACUAUCCAUCGCUUCCCACAAUAUCCAUAAUUCACGUGAUAAUACUGAAACAAGCCCAGUCCAGCCGACUUCCUCUGAAUCAGACAGGGAAUCUUUGACAUUGACAACAGUAUCACGAUGGCCCCAAGACUAUCGUCCUUACAGCUUGAAAUCGCUCGCGACAUUAUUAUUAGCAAAGAACCGCUGACCAAUGCUGAAGGGGAAGCAACCCCGCAGUAUGCCCCUACUCCUGGCGACUUCGGCCGUUCCCUUGCCUCGUCCAUAUACAGUCCUUCCUCCCCCCUGCUUCAGCCGCAGUCCGAUAAGCUCGAGUUAGUCCAACUCUCUGAUUGGGAGGAGGGAAGACCUUACGAUGAAGACCCACCCGUCUACCUCCACUACUCGAUCGAGUGGAAGGUUACCGUAAACAACCGAGUGGUGGCAAAAGAUACCGAACCAGACCUGGUUUUAGCUCCCAGUGCUUACUGGUUCAAGGUUUUAAGGCAGAAGCUUGAAAGUCGGGUCAAAACGAAGACUCAGCGUAACAGGCGUCAGGUCCGAAGACACGGCAGUGGUGGUAUUAAUGCUGAAAGUACUUCAGGGCAAGCUCCAGCUUGGGAGCACGUCUACAGACUAAUGCGUUGCCCUGGAAAACCUUGCGACCUGGGCAAAUGGUGCUGGCAGGAUCCUAUGGGCAAGAAGCAUUACAGCCUAAAGACCCAUCAUUUAAUUGAUUUGGUCAAAUACGUCCGAGACGAACAUGGCACCCUGGAAACCCAUGAUGAUGUUCCUGACCGGAUUCGUGAACAGCUCUAUGCAGAAGAGCAACAGAGGAGUCGAAGUCGCGUUCAGAACGGUUCGUCCGUGAACACUUCGACUGGAAAUCCCAUCAACAUCAGAAAAUCUCAAGGCCAAUUUUCGAAAAGCACGUGAUCUGGCAAUUAGUAAUGGAUAUGACCUCGAGCAAGUUGAUAGCAAACAGGACCCAGGGUUUUUCGUCGAAUUUUUCAAGCAAAAUGGAGUCAUAGUGGGUAUUGCGGAACGUUUUGUCAGUGACAUUAGAGACUGGGUUGAAGAAUUUGAGGGACGUUC
Messenger RNA from Aspergillus aculeatus ATCC 16872, 1189 nucleotides. RefSeq lists its product as uncharacterized. The record is from RefSeq and is a predicted model, not a curated record. The transcript is spliced from 2 exons. Bases 236 to 1030 code for a protein of 264 amino acids. NCBI's taxonomy places the organism in Eukaryota, Fungi, Ascomycota, Eurotiomycetes, Eurotiales, Aspergillaceae.